Halichondria panicea is the source of this 1981-nucleotide messenger RNA. RefSeq lists its product as uncharacterized. Bases 109 to 1890 code for a protein of 593 amino acids. The transcript has a single exon. The record is from RefSeq and is a predicted model, not a curated record. NCBI's taxonomy places the organism in Eukaryota, Metazoa, Porifera, Demospongiae, Suberitida, Halichondriidae.
CGCACACUUUAGGGGUGUCGCCAAAACAGUACUAUAGCUAAACAAAGUAAAAGCAUCUAUCAAUAGCUUUAGAUACUAAAGAGAGACACUCAAUAUAACAUAAUUGUAAUGGCUACUGCAAGCUCUCUCGAGUCUCUUUGUUUUGAUCACAUUAUGUGGACACUCGACAGCUACAAAACAGAAGAUCUGUGUUUGUUACCAAAAGCCUAUCGAACCAAGUUUCUACUGAGACUACCAAUUAUAGAUGUUUGUCAAUUGGAAAGUUCUCCUCAAUUUAUAGCCGAUAUCGAUAUGGAAUCAAUUUGGGAGCAACUAAACGAAGAGCAUUUUGUUAUUAGAACACGUGUGGAAAAUUGGAAGCAUUCACUUUUCGAUAGAUUUGCAAAGAAUAUUCUAAACUGUAGUCGGCCACACGGCUAUUUUAUGACUUUGAAUCGCUUCAGAGCGUACAGUCCGUGGGAGGGUGGGGCUAUAUCCACUGAUGGUCCGAUUGAUAAACAUCCGGUGGACAUUAUCAACUACUUGGUUGCGAUUAAACGCGAAGAUCAAAACGAAAAAUCACCAACUGUCGAAGACGGCACCACUAGAUCUGAGGCACUAUCUUGUCAUCAGAUGACACUAAUGAGAGGGGUGGUCCCCCCCGGAGAAGUGUACCACAGAGCUUGUGAAGCCACGCAAAGGAUCCCUCCACGCUACGUGAAAUUCUUCGCUCAAAAUAGCCGAUUUUUGCCCGAUUUGACGGCCAUAGAAUUGAUUAACAAAACCGGUUUUUGUCUCAAAUCGAUGGAUAUUACAUUUUCGACUUUUGGCACCUUUCUUCAUAAUGCUCGUGAUCAGGGUGGUAAUUAUCUCGGGGCUUUGACAGAGAUGUUGAAGAACGUGGAGUCCAUAACAUUUAGCAAUUACUCGAAGCAGUUGUAUAUUUUUAGUAGUGAAAACAUUGAAGAAACCUCACAACUGUUAAUAGAACUAGCGCUGUUAAGGUCCAGGCCUAAACUAACAUCCCUAACCAUCCAAACUGAAGAAGCAGAAAAAGUGAUCGAUUGCGUAACUAUGCUACUUACGACAUCAUGCAACAACCUACAGACGUUUAAAUUCAUAUCAGACCCUACAUUAUCUCAAGACCACCUCGGAAAAUUAAACGCCAUUUUCGAAUACCAAUCUUCAUUAAAAUCAAUCUCCAUACAUCACUCUGAUUAUAAUACGGACUACAGAAUUGAAACACCUGUAUCUGUUGUUAAGACGUGGUUGCAGAUAUCGGUUAAAAAUCAAAAUCUGCAGCAUCUUGAUAUUUACAUUAGUUUCGUUUGCACUGAGACAUUUUUGAGCAUAUUGUACGCAUUUCUUUCCACUCCAUCUUCGCAAGAACAAACUCUUACAUUACGAAUUAUACUCAUUUCAAGAGAUGCGAGUGAUAAAGAAUACACGCUCGCGAGACCACGGCCACCUGGUCAGCACCAGUCGUCAAUUUCUCAAUCAGGUGAUAGAACACCUUCUGAUAAGCUCAGAGCACAACUGGAAGAAAUCGACGAGAGCAUCCUACAACGCAAAUCUCUCGAGUUCAGUCGCCACGUUUCAUUUAAAGGUGAUUUUAAACCAAUCAAACUUGGACAAUUAAUAGCUACUCGAAUACAGCCGCAAUAUAUCUCUAAACUGUUAAAAUACUUUGAAAUGACGCGACUACGGCUUAAUUGCAUAAACUUGCAUAAAUUUAAACUUGAGGAUUAUCGGAAAUUGCUCGAAAGACCGUCGCUAAUGACGAUAACGUUUAAUUGUUGUAAACACAGUGAUUUCUCACUAAUGUGGCAAGCGGCUACUCUACAAGGUUUCAGCAUCGAGGAACGUAAGACGACAGGAACAGAAUACAUUCUCUCAAGAAUAGCUAUAUAAACUCUUAUUAUUGACAUGAUCGAUACUACUGUUUUAAGUUACAUGCAAUUGUUCAAAAUUAUUACAGAAUUAUUACAGAAUUUUAAAAUUA